This is a messenger RNA of Synchiropus splendidus (mandarinfish), 2110 nucleotides long. It is a transcript of the gene tmprss13a, whose product is annotated as transmembrane serine protease 13a. Bases 149 to 1636 code for a protein of 495 amino acids. Gene Ontology annotation, molecular function: protein binding; serine-type endopeptidase activity. Gene Ontology annotation, cellular component: membrane. Lineage: Eukaryota; Metazoa; Chordata; Actinopteri; Syngnathiformes; Callionymidae. The transcript is spliced from 13 exons. Gene Ontology annotation, biological process: proteolysis. The record is from RefSeq and is a predicted model, not a curated record.
GAGGAAACACACACCAGAGCAAAGAAGACCUGAGAAGAAAAGGAACAGAAUAUGUCUUUGAGAGAGUAAACACUUGAAUGUGACGUAGCUCCGCCCACGUGCUCUCACCUUCUCUCUUCUCGCGGACACAGCACAACUUUACGGUCUGAUGGCUAAAGAUAACCUGGAUGAUGCCCCCCCUCCCUACUACUCGGUCACGGUGCCCAGCCAGGCCCCCUACAGGCCGUACGAGGUAACGGGCUACGGUACCGGCCCAGGCCUGACGCCUCACUCCCACCCUCACUACAUCCCUCAGUACCCGUCACCAGUGGUCCCCGUCCCAGUCCAACACACCACCAUACCUACAAGCUGCAAGAAGAGGAGAUGCUGCGAGAGGUCCACCCAGUGUUACGGCGGGUCCGGCGGAACGCUGCUGCUCAUUGGCCUCCUGGCCCUCGCCAUCUGGCUCGGAGUGCGUUUCGGCACUCGACUGGUCUCAACAACCAUUUACAACAACUUUGAAAUAGAACACAGCCCCGAUGAAGACCCGCUGUUGCCCUCGCACGACACCUGCCCCAACAACACCGUGAAAUGUGACGGCGUCAGCGACUGCCAGCAGGGCUCAGACGAGACCAACUGCGUGAGGUUUGCUUCAGACAACAGUCUGGAGUUGAUGACAGAUGAGGAUGGACGCUUCCUGCCGGUGUGUUCCGCAGGCUGGAGUCAGGCUGCCUCCGAUCAGGCCUGUCAACAGCUGGGCUUCAGAAGGUCCUUCAGCACAAAGAGCAUCAAAUCUCCAGGACUCUCCAUUAGCCUCACGCUAACAAACCAAUCAUCUUCAACCAUGCAGAGCAAAGUGAAAGUCAGCUCCAGUUGUGCCAACCAGGAAAUAGUCUCUCUAAUGUGCGCAGACUGUGGCAGGCAACAGUCCACGUCCAAAAUCAUCGGCGGCACCGCGGCCAAGUCUGGCCAGUGGCCCUGGCAGGGGUCGCUCCACUUCAGACAGCGUCACGUGUGCGGCGCCGUGCUGGUUGCUCCUGACUUCCUGUUGACUGCUGCUCACUGCUUCACCAGGAGCUCAUCGUCCUCUCCCUCGCAGUGGAAGGUCUACGGAGGAAUGAUUUCUCAGACCAAUCUCCCAAAGGCCUACAGUGUGAAGACGAUCAUGCUCCAUGAAAACUACAACGUCAAAACUAACGACAGAGACAUCGCUCUAAUCAAACUUGAGGAACCAGUUUCUUCUCAAGGACCAUUCCAACCAGCUUGUUUACCAUUCCGCGGCCUUUUGUUUAAGCCCGGGACCACUUGUUGGACCACUGGAUUUGGCACCACAGACGCAGAUAAAGCUCGAGUCUCCAAUGAGCUGAUCGAGGUGUCUGUCAACAUUAUUGGAUCGAACGUGUGCAGCAAAAGAGAGGUGUAUGGAAACGCAGUGAGCCAGAACAUGCUGUGUGCUGGGCACCUUGAGGGAGGCAAGGACUCCUGUCAGGGUGACAGUGGAGGCCCACUGGUUUGCCAAAAGAACGGCCGGUGGUACUUGGCUGGAAUCACCAGCUGGGGAUCCGGCUGCGGCGAGAAGAACAAGCCUGGUGUCUACACCAACGUGAAAAGUGUUCUCCCGUGGGUCUACAGCAAAAUGCAGCAACUCAAGCCAUGAUGUCACCUCAUCCCUGGAAGAGAUUAUGAAGAUGCCACUUUACAAAAUGAAGGAUUGUAUUUUAUACAGGUACUAAAACUAUUGGUCUGAAUCAUAAUGAAGUACACGCUCAGGCACUGACUCCAGUCUUGCGUUACCGUGCUGCCUCUCAUGACGUACUGAUGUUUACCGACAUGCAAAGGAAGCUUUAAAGACGGCUGGACCUUCUCUCAUGUGUUCGCCUCAGAAAGAAUGGGCUUCAUUUGUUGUCAUGAUUUACGCUUGUAUGGAGGUGUGAUGUUUCUCAGGCCUUUAAUUGUUUGAUCUCAACGGGCACUUUACAGUUUGUGUGUGUGUGUGUGUGUGUGCAGUAAUGAGCUGGCACUCUGCGCCUCAUUGGUGAUUUAUCGCAUAUUUAUGUGCAGACACUUAGCAUCAUAGUUCUACUGAGGUUGGUUCUGUGGGAGAGCGACGUUCAUACUCAAUAAAUGACGU